This is a messenger RNA of Penicillium longicatenatum, 951 nucleotides long. RefSeq names its product aldo/keto reductase. The record is from RefSeq and is a predicted model, not a curated record. The transcript is spliced from 5 exons. The coding region runs from base 1 to 951 and encodes 316 amino acids. Lineage: Eukaryota; Fungi; Ascomycota; Eurotiomycetes; Eurotiales; Aspergillaceae. Gene Ontology annotation, molecular function: oxidoreductase activity.
AUGGCGACCAAACAGACUCUGCAAUCCAAGCACAAACUGCUAUCGGGCCAUGAAAUCCCGGUCAUUGGAUUUGGGGUGAGUAGCCUAAACCACACUCCUGAAACCAAAGGUCCCUCGAUAACUCCAGGUGUAUAUGAUGUGUGUAUCGACCGCGUCACCUAUAUAUAUACUCAGCUAACCAGACAUAGUGCCCCAGGCACAACGGAGAAAGCAGCUCAAGAAGCCCUCAAGGUCGGGUUCCGCCAUAUCGACUCAGCGAUCAUGUACGGAAACGAGAAGGGCUGCGGCCAUGCGAUCCGGAACUCGGGCCUCGACCGUUCCGAGAUCUUUCUGACUACCAAGAUUCCCCCGGGAUCAAUGGGCUACAAGGCAACGGAACGAGCUAUCGACAAGAGUCUACAGGAAGCGGGUACAGAGUACUUUGAUCUCAUUCUACUCCAUGCACCCUAUGGCGGCAAAGAAGCCCGACUAGGUUCCUGGCGUGCCUUAGUCGAGGCGCAGAAAGCAGGCAAAAUCCGAUCUAUCGGUGUAUCUAACUACGGCAUCCACCACCUCGAAGAGCUGGAGGAGUAUAUCCAGAAUGGCGGGGGCGGCGAAAUUAGCGUCGGGCAGUGGGAGCUGCACCCAUGGCUGGACCAUUCUGAUAUUGCAGAGUGGUGUCAGAGCCGCAACAUUAUAGUAGAAGCGUACUCCCCCCUUGCGCAUGGGGAGAGGCUGCGGGAGCCUGUGUUGGCAAGUAUCGGGAAGAAGUAUGGGAAGUCGCCGGCUCAGGUCAUGAUCCGGUGGAGUUUGCAAAUGGGAUUCGUGCCUUUGCCGAAGUCGAAGACGCCGCAGCGGAUCCGUGAGAAUGCGGAUGUGUUCGACUUUGAGCUCUCAGAUGAGGAUAUGGGGCUGCUUGAUACGGGUGAAUAUUCGCCGACUGACUGGGAUCCGACCGUGGAUAAAGAUUGA